GCAAGGCGAAAUUUGCAGUCCCGACUUUGGAGAAGACACGGAGUUUAGGGGGGAGAUGUGUACUCUGGAGAAGCGCGGCCGCGUCUACCUCCUCACGCUCACCGGCGCCGACGAGCACCGCCUCAACCCCACGCUCCUCGACGCCGUCCGCUCUGCCCUUGCGCGCGUCCGCUCCGAAGCGGCCUCUUCGGACGGCGGCGCCGCCCUCGUCAUCGCUGCCGAGGGCAAAUUUUUCUCCAACGGCUUCGACCUCGACUGGGCCCGGGCCUCCCCCUCCCUCCACCCUGGCCUCAUGACCGCCGCACUCCGCCGCACCCUCGCCGACCUCCUCUCCCUCCCGAUGCCCACCGUCGCCGCCGUCACCGGCCACGUCUCCGCGGCCGGGUGUUUCCUGGCGCUGAGCCACGACUACGUGGUCAUGAGGGCCGACCGGGGGUUCUUAUACAUGAGCGAGGUCGAUAUCGGGCUGCCGAUCGUGGAGAGCUUUAUGGCACUGAUGAGGGCUAAGAUCCCGGAUCCGAGGACGCGGCGGGACGUGCUGCUGUGGGGCAAGAAAAUGACGGCAGUAGAGGCGGAGGCGAGAGGGAUCGUCGAUCGGGCGGUGGUGGGGGCGAGGGAGGCGGUGGAGGCCGCUAUAGCCAUGGGCGAAGAGCUGGCGGCGAGGAAUUGGGAUGGCGAGGCCUACGCUUCCAUCAGGAAAGGGCUUUUCAAGGACGUCUGCAGAGGAUUAGGAUUGAAGGAGGCGUCGGACGAGGAGGAGGAAGCGGCGGCGUCGGCGGCAGCGGCGAAGCUACCAUCGUCGAAGCUGUGAUCCAUACUGGACGCCUCGGUCUUAACGAACGAUUAUUACUUGAACUUAAUUAUCAAUUAAAUCCAAAUUGUGAUCUUAAUGAACGAUUAGGGUUCAUUAUGAAGUUAUUUUGAUAAUAUUUUAAGCCUUUAAGACAAUAAAAUUUGGUUUGACA
Zingiber officinale is the source of this 965-nucleotide messenger RNA. RefSeq names its product enoyl-CoA delta isomerase 1, peroxisomal-like. Bases 56 to 811 code for a protein of 251 amino acids. Gene Ontology annotation, cellular component: peroxisome. Gene Ontology annotation, molecular function: enoyl-CoA hydratase activity; delta(3)-delta(2)-enoyl-CoA isomerase activity. The record is from RefSeq and is a predicted model, not a curated record. The transcript has a single exon. Lineage: Eukaryota; Viridiplantae; Streptophyta; Magnoliopsida; Zingiberales; Zingiberaceae. Gene Ontology annotation, biological process: fatty acid beta-oxidation.